AUUGGAUUGGAACGUAGCCGGGUCACCUUUGCUUGCUUUCUUGUCAAAAAGCGAGGUCCCUCUUGUUGCCAAGCCUUGUCCUUCUAUUUCCGCAUCUUUCUUUUCAUUCAGAUCUAAAAUCCCAUUCCAUAGUAUGCCACAGUAGUCCAAGAACACCAUCUCUGGAUACUGCAAGACUGUGGGCAUAUACCGAGAGCAAAGCCGAUAUGGGGUUCCAAGAAAAUGGGAACGGCGAAAUGGUGUUGUCUGGAAUCCCGCUGGGAGCAAAGAACAAAUACAAGAGGAUGCACCCCGAGCUUCCUGAGGACUCCGAUGAUGUUUUGCACCAACAAUAUCAACAAGAUAGGAGGAAUAGUACCAGGAAAUAUGUUUUUGCCUGUGCUGUCUUUGCUUCCCUCAACAAUGUCCUUCUGGGCUAUGAUGUAGGUGUCAUGAGUGGAGCAAUUAUAUUUAUCAAAGAAGAUCUGAAGAUAUCUGAGGUGAAAGUAGAAUUUCUGGUCGGUAUUCUGAGCAUUGUUUCUCUUCUGGGUAGUCUAGGUGGUGGAAGAACAUCCGAUAUUAUUGGUAGAAAAUGGACGAUGGCCUUAGCUGCUAUUGUCUUUCAAACUGGCGCACUUAUUAUGACUCUCGCUCCUUCCUUUCCAAUUCUUAUGGUAGGAAGACUUUUUGCCGGAAUUGGAAUAGGUUUUGGAGUCAUGAUAUCGCCAAUAUAUAUUGCUGAGAUAUCACCAAACGUCACAAGAGGCACUAUGACUAGCUUCCCUGAGAUUUUUAUAAACAUUGGAAUUUUGCUUGGCUAUGUGUCAAAUUAUACGUUUGCUGGCUUUUCACCACACAUAAAUUGGAGGAUAAUGCUUGCUGUGGGAAUACUUCCCUCAGUCUUCAUUGGCUUUGCUCUUUUUGUCAUCCCUGAGUCACCAAGGUGGUUGGUGAUGAAGAACCGAAUUGAAGAAGCCAGAGAAGUGCUGUUGAAUACAAAUGAAGAUGAGAAAGAAGUGGAGGAGAGACUUGCAGAAAUACAGCAGGCUGCUGAAUUUGCUAAUUCUGAUAAGGAGAAACCUGUGUGGCGUGAACUACUAUCUCCCUCUCCUCCCCUUCGUCGGAUGCUCAUGACCGGGUUUGGGAUUCAGUGUUUUCAACAAAUAUCAGGAAUAGAUGCAACUGUGUACUACAGUCCUGAAAUCUUCAAAGCAGCUGGGAUUGAGGAUAAUUCAAAACUCCUAGCAGCUACUGUUGCUGUAGGUAUAACAAAGACCAUUUUUAUAUUGGUAGCCAUCAUUCUUAUUGACAAACUUGGAAGGAAGCCCUUGCUCUAUAUUAGCACAAUUGGGAUGACAGUAUGCUUGUUCAUCAUAGGUGCAAGUUUUUCUUUCUUCGGACAAGGUUCAUUUGUGGUUGUGAUGGCAAUUCUUUUUGUCUGUGGGAAUGUAGCUUUCUUUUCUAUUGGAUUAGGACCUGUUUGCUGGGUCGUGUCAUCUGAGAUCUUCCCUCUAAGAGUACGUGCUCAAGCAUCAGCACUUGGUGCUGUGGGUAAUAGGGUCUGCAGUGGCAUUGUAGCCAUGUCUUUCCUGUCUAUUGCUGAUGCAAUUACUUUUGGCGGAACAUUCUUUCUGUUUGCUGCUAUUUCUGUUCUUUCUGUUGUCUUUGUCCACAAACUGGUCCCUGAGACAAAAGGAAAGUCAUUGGAGCAAAUAGAGUUGCUAUUUCAGAAGGAAUAUGAGGGGCAACGGAGUGAAAUGGAGCUAGGAGAUGUUGAACAGCUCGUGCAGAACAAAACUGGUUCAACAAAUUAACAAUUUUUUUUGCUGCAAUUAUAUUUUCCACAUGACAUGGCCCUGUGAUUGGCUUGAAAGAAGAUGUGAUAUCGUUGCAUGUUAUAUAUCUUAGCAACUUACAUGUGCAAUUCCUCGGAGAACUUUGCUGGAUGGAUGAUCAUCUGCAGACUAGUAUAUUGAGUUCAUAAAGGAUAAAAGGGAACAAGAAAAAUGAGCAACAAAUUGCUAUCUUUAUACAUACUCAAACCUUUCCUAGUUGCAAAGUUACUUUAAUUUCUUUAAUUUACAUUUAUACUGUAAUCGCUGUAUAUGUAUCUGGCUUUAGGCAGAUAUGUGAGAUGUUCUGUGACAGAUUAUAGCAAAAUAAUUUGUACGUACUACAUUAAAGGAUGAACUGAAUAUUGAAAUUCUUUGUAAGAUUAGUACUGAUAUAUCAGCUUCUGCUCCACAUUUUUGCUUUGGAUCUGCA
Molecule: messenger RNA, 2244 nt
Organism: Prosopis cineraria
Lineage: Eukaryota; Viridiplantae; Streptophyta; Magnoliopsida; Fabales; Fabaceae
Product: probable polyol transporter 4
Exons: 2
Coding region: 207-1793 (528 amino acids)
Biological process (GO): transmembrane transport
Cellular component (GO): membrane
Molecular function (GO): myo-inositol:proton symporter activity
Source: RefSeq, a predicted model, not a curated record